GACCCUCGUCGCUUCCUCUACGGUGUCAAAACAAGGAAGCGUCGGAAGUAGCGUCUAUGGCCAAAAGGAAGGCAAAGAAGGGAGUCUCAUCUUCAGUGGUGGGAGUGAAGAAGGGAAGUCAGAAGGAUACGAAAAAAACAAAGGAAUUGAAUAUGUUUUCUCUUGCUGCUGUUACUUUAAUGGUGGCUCUUUGUGUGGUUCCACUGACAGCUGAACGAUCUAAAUGUAAGUAUGGAGGACUUUAGACCUGAGUGUGAUGAGAAUGACUUCACAACUGGAUCAGCUGCAGUUUAUAACAUAACAACCAGCAGUUUUACAUCACUUUAAAAACGAAAAGCUAAACACAUAACCCCUUAAAUCAAUGAAUGUGGAUAUUACCACAUUACUACUGUUGUACUUGUCUUGUAUUAGAUGUUAGCUUUGAGCUAACAGCACCACCUCUGAUGUCCAGCUGACAGCUGAGGAGUCAGCUCCUCCAGUCGUUUGAACCUCCCUCCUGUCCGGGGGUUAGUGUACGGAUUAAUUCAGCAUGUGACCUCGGGUUUCUACAGCCAUAACUUCAGCCCUCUCACGUGUUUUCCUGCUUUAUUAAAGCAGCAUGUUAGCUCUCUGGCUGAGACUUGGUAGAGGUUUUAUCUAGCUAACGUUAGCUCGCACAUGGUAUGGAUAGUAGUGAUCUGGUCCAUCUCCGCAGACGGUGAACUUGAGGUCUGAGGUGAGUCAGGAGGAGUCAGCUGGUUGCUCAGCUGGGGCCGCUAAAAUGCAUAAUCAAAAUGGCUGUUGGGGUGAAUUGUGUUGCAGUUUUUAUUGAGUAUAAUGCACAUGGUUUUAAGAAGAGAAUGAGAAAUGUGCUGCUACAGCUGUGCCUGGUUUACAGUGUUUGAAAGUGCUUUGUUGUGUUUAGAUGCUUUGCUGUUGCACACCCACCCUUAGGUGUAGCUAGGGCUGGGCGAUAUGGGAAAAAGUCUAUCACAAUAUAUUUUUUUCAUACCAGUCAAAAUCGAUAUAUAUCACAAUAUAGAAAAUGAAAUUUAACAGUGCUUAUUGCUAGCAUGUCUUUUGCAAUACAAUAAACUCCUGCAUCUGUGAGGUCUUUGUGUCUCUUUGAUGCUUUGUCGUAAGGCGUUACGCUCAUAGACUGUGUAUACUAUGGAGAACUUGGUUCCGCCUUCUGCCAGUAUUCAGAUUUGAAGCCAGAAAGCUCUCGAUAAUUCCGUGUUUUUUUCUCCACUUCCUGAAACCAACAUUGCACAGUAGCAUUGUACACACUCCACCACUUGCGCUGUAGCAUUGUACACAUUCAGUGAGAGUCGCUGUAAUGACGCUCAGCUCAAACAGCGUAUCCCCCUGGGUGAGCUACGCAAUCUUCGUACGCCCAUAGGCUGCAUCAAGUGUCAAUCAUAGAAAACAUGAACCUCCUUAUAACUUUAAAAAACGGAGCUGUGCAGAAAAAAGAGGACUUGAGCAACUCCAUGAGCUUUGCUGGAGGAGGCGGGAUUUAUGACCUAUACUGCAGCCCGUCACCAGGGUGUGCUGUUCUCGGAGUGGCUUCACCCAGCGAGGAGGCAGACGCUGUCCAGUCUAUAUACAGUCUAUGGUUGUGCUAGAGAAAGCGGACUGAAUGGUUUUGCUGCACUGGCACCAAGGGCUCCUUGCUCUGCUUAGGGAUUGUAACCUUCUCACCAACAGUGCUGUCUGCUUCACGUGUUAAAGUGCUAUGGUAGCGUGUAGCUGCUGCCUGCUACUAUGCAGUUGUUUGCUACUUGGUUUUAAUUCAGCACAUAAUUGGUUCAGCCCGAAGCGGACCCGGAGCAACUCCCCUUUUUAGUGGCUAUUUGUAUAGUCUACCAAAACAUGGCAGAAUGCCGAAAAUCGUUAAGGAUAUUGGCCGUGUUUUAUAUUGAUAUAUCUACAAUAUAUCGUUAUCGCUUUAUUGCCCAGCCCUAGGUGUAGCCUCUCAUUUGUAUUUUCCAGAGGACAAUUGUUGUGCUGAUUGUUUUUUUGAAUAAUAAAUGUGUGUUAUUGUGUUGUCCUCUAGCUGGCUUCCCUCAUCAGAAGCAUAUAGUCCUGAAAAUGGAUGAGGCACUUCUGACAGUCCAUAAUGAGCUGGAAACCGAGGUGGAGGUUUCCUGGGUGUCAAAGCGCUGCUAUCAGGUAUCAGAUGCUAUCAGAUCAUUUUAUUUACUUUGGAGUUCUUUUAAGUGAAUCUAAUGUCCUUUAAAAUAUGUUUAAUUUUAUGGUCAAGCCUUUGUGUGGUUUUUGAUCCGGUGACGCAUCUGUUUUAUUUUGAUAUAAUUGUAAAAGACUCCAUAACUUGGUUUUGAAAGUACUCUAAAACUAAGUGUGUUAUUAUUAUUAUUAUCAUUAGUAUUAUUACUGAGGAUGUAGAGGGUGCUAGGAUUGGUUACAUUAAAUGUUAUUCCUUAUAUUUUGUCCACAUCAUUAACAAACAUGAGCACAAUAUUAGGAAAACCUUUUCAAUAUAAUGCACUCCACUUCACCGCCAAUGCUAGCUACAGCUUUACCAAUCGAUUUAAGGAACAAUAAUCACCAGUUUGACCAUAUCAACAAAGUUUGGACACAUGGUAUUUGUGGUAGAGUUCUUGCAUUUGGUUGCAUUUGAUUGCUCAGAUGUUCAUAAUGUCACAGUGGUCAGUGUAUACCCAGUACUCUUCUGUCGUUGAUUCUAUGAUUGUAUGAAUUGGAGCAUAAUGAUGAUGAUGAAUUUACAGUCUGCACCCUUGUUUCUGUUUGUGCUAGUGUUUGUACCAGAAGCUGGGGGUAGUAGCUGCAGGGUCCAGUCCCGGUCAGCCCAGUUCAGCAGACUUCAUUGUGAGCACACAGCAUCAAAUAAUACUACAGCUCAAUGGCACCUCAGCCAAAAUGGAGCUCUGCAAGUAAGUCAAAGAAUUGUGUGUUUAAGUUUAACCCACUGUACGUAAAAGUGUAUGAGUAUAAGUGAUUGAAGCAGCACUUCUGAUCCUCUCAUGAAUUGUUAUUUACAUAUAAUGCAUGAAAAAUAAAACUUUUAAUGACAUGUUCAUAACAUAAUUUAACUUAUUGUCUUAACAUGGUGUGGUGCUCUAAUGGACACGUGAAUACAGAUUGAGAAAUGAAAGAUUUUUGAUAGAAUUAAUUGGAUAUACACUUGACAAAGAGCAGAAUUUGAAGCCAUAUGGUUGUACAUUUAAUCAAGGGCAGUAUGUUAUAGAGAUAUAGAAUGAUAAGAGUUAUAAUUAAAGAGCGGUAAGGUGACUUUGAGUUCUCAGUUUGAUCCUUCAUUGAUCCUCAGGGUUCCAUUCCACUUUGGAGAGCAUGGGAACUACUCCCUGUGGGCGAAAAAUCUGAAUGACUCCUCAGUGGUCAACUGCUCAGUAGUGACUGACGCAGAUGCUAUCAACAGCUACAUACGUGAGUCUCCAUCAUAUUCGCUGAAUUCAUGAGCUCGUUCAUCAUGCUGUAUAAUGAAAUGAUACCUUUCUACAUUCAUACAGCAAUCCUGAUUGCUUUUGUUAUCUUUGCUGGACUCGCCUUGAUGUCUGCCAUUGGAAGAACAAUAUAUGGGUAAAGUUAUUUUACUGUUUUGUUCCCUUAACAUUUUAAUGGACAUGGACUAAAACCAAAUCUCAGUAUCUGCAGUUAAUAAUAGUGAUCUUAUGUAGAUCGUUUUGCUGAGAUUUAGUUGUAGUUUAGGAGCGUUCGUUGCUUUGAUGCCAGUUUAGAGUGUGUGUGUUUUAUUGAAUAAUCCCUCAACAGUUUGAUCUCUUUCUUUCGCAGGCUUGAAGUAGUGAGGGGGAUCCUUUUCCGAAUUGGUGGCUCUAUGGAGACAGAGCGGCUCAUUAACUCUGUGAGCGUUUGUAAAACAUUAAUUCACCUAACCGAAAAGUUUAAGAGAUUAUUCAGCCAAGAUGGUUUUUGUUUUUAAACCUUGAUUUUAGAGAGGAAAUUUAUAAUCCAGCUGUACUGAAUCUAACAUAGAACUUAAACAACACUGUAGAUUGAAAAGAACUAAAUGUGCUACUGGAUAUAUGUGUCUAGACUAGAGGUGCUUAUAAAAAAGUUUGUAAGAGUCAAAUUUUACAGCUACAGUUUGUUACUCAAGAGUCAGGACAGGAGUUCAGGUUUCUCCAACUGAAAAAAUGAUCUAUAACUUUCAUUAUUCAGGAACUGGGCUCUCCAGGCAGGAUAGUUCCACCUGUUACUGACAACAUCCUCCCUCCACCACCCAGUCCAAGCAAGAGGCUUCGAUCUCUGGACACAUUCAGAGGGUAAGCGCCAUACUUGCCAUCCUGUAACGUAGCGUGAUCAGAAGUGGGGAUAUCAACCAAGAAUGACUUGGUUAUCUUUUUUUAAUACAACUGUUACGAUCUUUCAGAAUUCAAACUUCAAGAAAGAAGAAAGUGUGAUCUUGAUUUAUACUACCAUGCUAGUCACAGCUGUCACUGAAUUCAGAUUAUUAUCAGCUAGAUGAAGCGAUUGAAGUGGAGCUGUGGCAUUUAAAAACAAAAGGAAAAAGGGAAGAACAUAUAAACAAAUGACUUUUUGCUGUGAUGUGUCCUCACACAGUAUCAUGUGAUUGUCACUGCAGUGCCGCAUUUUGGCAGCAGACACUGAAAUUUCUGCUGGUUAAUGAGGGAUAUACUAAUUGUAUUAAACUGGAUGUGGGCCCUUGAAUUAUAAUGUGUAUUUGAAUGUAUUUUUCUUUGUAGAAUUGAUCAUUUAGCUCCAUUUGUGUUUUAUUUUAACCCUUGAGCAUUGUUUGAAACAAAUCUAUUUAUGUAACUUUGCUUUUCUGAUACAGAGCCUUGCCUCCAGUGCUUGAAGUAAUGAUGCAUGUUUUUAUUUUCCUCUCAGCAUCUCCUUAGUCAUCAUGGUGUUUGUGAACUACGGAGGGGGAAGAUAUUGGUUUUUUAGACAUGAAAGCUGGAACGGUAAGUCGAACCUGCUCCUGCUGCAGAAUGAGAAUCAGCUUUAUUGGCUGAGUAUGUGUACUCAUACAAGAAAUUUGACUCUGCUAAAACUUUGUUCUAUAUGUAUAAACAUUAGACAUGACAUGUUGCAAAAAUUGCUUUUGACUUCUUAAUCAUCGUACAAAUAAGUCAUCAGUUAUAAAACUGACAUAUAUAGUUGCCAAGUCUGCUUAUUACAAGCGACUUUGUGCUUGUUUUUGUCAGAGGUGGCUUGUAAAACUCGUGAGUCGUGGGUUGUGGUUUUUUGGGCUUGUUUUUUUACUCGUAGUUGCUUAUUUGGGCUUGCUUUUCUGUCUGCGUGAAUCCCCACUUGUUGUCUUACACAAAAGCAAAGCAUAGCGUGAGUGUGGUAGGUAGCUUGUCCUGUCCAGACCACUGUUUCCUGAAUCACGCCCUCUCGAGUACUCGGCAAGCCCCCAAACACACUCGCACACAGCGCAUCAUGCUCAUGUACGCCAGAGCGCUGUGAUUGGUUGCCUGUUGGGCUUAUUUUAGGCUUGUUUUCAUGGAUCUGGUUGCUUGUUUCUCUCAGGAGAUUUGGCAACACUGCUGACAUACUGUUUACUAGUGUGGUAAUGGAUUUGAAACAUGUCUCUUAUUUUCUGACAGGGCUAACGGUUGCAGAUCUUGUCUUCCCUUGGUAAGUGUGAUGUAAAAUUUUGCCUUUUUCAGAUCAGUGAGCUUGAUUGUAAGUCUUCUGAAACAUAAGAGUACAUUUGCAGCAACAUUAUUUUUAUAUUGAUAAUAUCACCAUAUUCACAGAAAUAGAUAUGAUUUAAAUUUUGCAUUUAGUAGAUUAAAAUGGGUUCAAAUUCAUCUUUAAAAAUAAAAAUCAAUCUAAAAUGAUUGACCUUGCCAGUGAUGUUGUUUCAUGAGUAAAGUAUUUAAUUAAGACAUUUUGAACUUAGGCUCAAUGCUCAUAUUUUACCCCAUUUUAUGAGCAGUAAAUGAAUCUGUUCUGUCUCUUUCCUUCCUCUCCCAGGUUUGUGUUUAUCAUGGGGACCUCCAUCGCCCUGUCAAUCAACUCCCAGCUCCGCUCAGGCUCCACCCGCUGCUCUCUGCUCAGGAAAGUUUCGUGGAGAAGCCUUCAGCUCUUUAUCAUCGGUGUCAUCAUCAUCAACCCAAACUACUGCCAAGGACCAUGUGAGUAUAAACACACUUAUUUAAUGUUGACCAAAAUGUUGUAUUUUAUCGAAAUGAUAGAUAACCUGUGUUUUUGUACUUGGCCAUGGAUGUUGUCAUUUUCUCCAUCUGGUUUCUUUUUUUUUUCUUUUUUUUCUUUUUUUUUUUAUAUUUUAUAUAACAUACAAACAAAAUAAAACAAAACAAAACACAAUAAUAGUGAUGGUGGGUACAUAUACAGACAAGACAGAAACAAAAACAGUUAACAGUAUCUGGUUUCUACCUGCGUGCUCGCUAAAACUACAUCCUUGUCUGCUUCUCAGUAUCGUGGGACAACCUGCGAAUUCCAGGUGUGUUGCAGCGUCUGGCCUGGUCAUAUCUCGUUGUCGCCUGCCUGGAUUUGUUAGUGGCAAGAGGUCAUCUCGACAUCCUCACAACGGUCAGCCAACAGCUUCACGAUACUGUCUAAAACAAAAUAACUUCACUGACUGUGAAUACAUGAAACACAAUGAAAUCCAGAUGGUCAACCAAAGUGUUUGUUUGAUGAUGAGUGACUGUGUUUUCCAGGAUGCCUGUUGGUCGCCUGGACUUGAUAUCCUGCUGUACUGGCCGGCCUGGCUGUGUGUGCUUCUCUUAGAAACAGUCUGGCUAUGCCUCACUUUCCUCCUUCCAGUUCCAGAUUGCCCAACGUGAGUCAAACAAAACACGCUGAGUGUAUUUUUGGAACCAGGAAAUGCUCGGCAAAACAAGACGGUUUUAUCCUCUCCCCUAUAAAAAUAUCUGCACAUGCAGUUUUAGUCUUCUGAGUGUUCAGUCUGAUCUUACUGCUCUGUUUUAAGAGAGUCAGUUUCCUUUUCUUUGAUGUAGACUCAAUGCUGAAAAUGUCUUGCUACUGAAACUCUUUCAAAGAGUUACACAUCCUGAAUAGACAUGCUGUCUAACUGCUUCUACUAUACGACAAGAUUUUUUUUUCUCCAGAGUGAAACUUAAAGCUACUAUAAGGAGUUUUUAGCUGGUUAUGAUGCAGACUGAAAUCAAUACAAAUUCUUUUUCAUGGCCUGCAAACACAAAUAAGAUCACCAGCAACAUGACUGACCAUUUGUGCUAUACAGUGAUUAUCACACUUGUAACACUGCCAUGGGGGAGGUGUGAGACAGUUAGAGCAAGCUGCUAAUUCAGCCUUCAUUUCCUUUUUCUAAAUCAGAGGUUUCCAUAAGCGAUGUGUUUGACUAUAAAAAGACACUGAGAGGCUUUUUAUCGAGAGAACACAGUUCACACAUGUACAGGACAAGAUCGACAAAGAGAUCAGACACACCACAGAAGCCAUACUACACACAAACCGAAAGUUUCACACAGGAGUUUCAAGCUCAGCCGAAUAGUCACUUGAUUAUUGAAUUACUUUCAACACAUACAAAUGCUAACCUUAUUCUGCGCUGGUAUGUGAAAUGUCUUCAGUCUUUCCCCUCACUUUCUUUUUGAACCUCACUUGGUACACCUUUAAUCCUACAUUGAUAACACUGACCUCUCCCCUGUUCUUGUAAACAGAGGCUAUCUGGGUCCAGGUGGGAUUGGAGACAUGGGCCUUUAUGCUAACUGCACUGGUGGGGCGGCUGGUUACAUCGACCGGUGGCUGUUUGGGGAAAAACACAUCUACCAGACUCCUUCAUCCCGAGUUAGUAACCUGCAUUACAACCCAAAUCUACAAACAAUAGCAGUCAUACUCUGUAUAUUUUGAGUCAAGCUGAAACCCUCAUAUCAAGUUUUCCUCUCCAGAAACCGAAGUCAUGGUAACAUCACAAGCAAUGCGAGGGUAAACUGUGUCAGAGCUCAAAUAUGUUGACAAAAAUCUACCUUUGUGUUCUUUUCAUUAAGGUGAUUUACGGGACUCGUAUGCCAUAUGACCCAGAAGGUGUUCUUGGCAGUAUCAACUCCAUUCUCAUGGCUUUUCUUGGAUUACAGGUCUAUCAUGUGUAUUUGUCUUCCUGUCUUAAGAUAAUCUUAAAAUAAUAUUUCUCAGUUGGACAAACGCUGUUUUCUCCUGAUGUUUGUACUUUAAAUCCUCUCCAGGCAGGAAAAAUAAUCUUGCACUACAGAGAUGUCCACACAAGUAUAAUGUCCAGGUUUCUCAUGUGGGGUCUCUUUUUGGUAAGUAUAUCUCUCUAUUUUCUUCAUAUCGUAUGCCGUGAAAAAAAUAUGUGAAAAAAAUGAAAAAAUGGCUUUACAUUACUCCUAUAAAUAUUAGAUGAAUCAUUGUGGCUGAUGGGGUUUAAAUGUAAGUGUUUGUAUUUUACUUCAUGGCAUUUAAGCUUUCUGAUGAUUUAACAAAAUCUCUUUUAACCCCUCAGGGAAUCAUAUCAGCAGCUCUGACCAGCUGUUCAACAGACCAGGGUAUCAUUCCUGUCAACAAGAACCUGUGGUGAGGUUUAUUUUUAUGCACUUACAGGGUGAAAAUAUUUGCAUUGCAGUUGGAUUUUGAAUUUUGGGGGACAUUGCCUCAUAGAUAAAAAAGUAACAAUAUUCUCAGGUUUUAUUCAUUGUUAUGUGGUGUACAACUGUAUAUGAUAGCUUUAUGUGAUUUAUUUGUUUACCCUCAUUUAAUUAUACCUUCUUCUGAACCACUGUAUGAUAGUAUGGAGCACCAACAGUAGAAGAAACCAUAUUUACAGAACGAUAUUUUCCCUCACUUGUACUUUGUAUUUAAUUAACAAAUAGUUUUGUACAACAGACAGCUGAGGAGUGUUUAAAGCUCAGAGACCAAUUCCAGGACAGUGCACAGGCCCAGCCAGGAGUUAAUAACCUGCACUUAUGAUCCACAUUCAAAAGCACAUUCAACAAGUUUCCACGUCUUUUCCGAGCAGAAACAUAGACAGUGGAAAAUCACUUUUAAAAAUAUAUUAUGCGAAAUGAAAUGAUGUAUUCUCACUACUUUUGUGUGUCCGGUUUGUUUCCCUGCCAGGUCUCUGUCCUAUGUUACAACGCUGGCCUGCUUUGCAUUUGUGCUGCUGGUAAUUGUCUACUACACCGUGGAUGUGAGGAGGUGGUGGUCUGGGGCUCCAUUUUACUACCCUGGUGAGCAUUUUUCUGUAUAAUGAGAUCUUGUAUAAACUCAUAACAAUUUUGAGUGUAAGCUUUGUCCACACUGGGCUUCCUCUUUUCAUAUUAGCACAGUAUUUCCUUCUGGCUCAGUUUUAAUGAACAGCUAUGAAGCAUUAAACAAACGGACAAAUUUUUAAUCACUUGAAAUUAGCAUUAAAUACUUGUAAUAAGUGUUGUAAUAAUUCUCUGUAACUUUGCUUCAAGGAAUGAACUCCAUUCUUGUGUACGUGGGCCAUGAAGUGCUUGAGGAGUACUUCCCUUUCCGCUGGCGCAUGGUCGAUAACCAAUCCCACGCUGAGCAUCUCACCCAGAACCUGGUGGCUACCUCCUGUUGGGUCCUCAUCUCCUACGUGCUCUACAGAAAGAGGAUUUUCUGGAAAAUUUGAAAUGAUGAGACACUCAAACAGCAGCACCAGCAGGCAUUGUUUACCUCAAAUAUGCUGAAGUUAACCCAAAAAGACAGGAAACAGGAGACUGAUUUGUUUUCUAAAAAUGUUGAUGGUUUGUCAAAAACAAAAGGCUUUUACUUUAAAGAACUUCUUUAAAAUAAAAGCAGUUAUUCAAAAUGUUCAGACUUCCCAAAAACUUUUGGAUAGGUAGCCGUGUGGCCCUGCCAAAUACCUUAACUGACUCAGGAACAACAUUUCCAAGAAUAGUUUCAGACUUAAAGAGAACUCUGUAGUUGGACAGGUUAAUGCUCCGGUUAUCAGUCCUCAUCUUGUGCUGCAGUCUUCAGGGACAGGCUGUUGUGAUCCUUAUUUACCUUUCCGUUGGUGGUAUUAAUGCUGCAAUUUACUACAUAGUACUUUGGCAUUACUCUAAAAGCAAGGUAGAUAUUGGUGAGGCUGACUCAUCCGGGGCAGAGUGGAGAAUGUAAAAGAUUUGCACUCUGUAAAGAGAGGCACCACAGCUGGAGAUUAAAGAGAUGUUUUUAACCGGAAAAAAAAAAAAGUACUGUGAGGUUAAAGGAUGUGAAAGUUAAACUUCUGUGUAAGUGAUGUUCCUCUGUAGGCAUUAUCUUUUUAGUGAGAAAGUGUCCUGUGGUUUGACAGGACAAUAUGCUGUCUGUUACUUGUGUAACAAACUAAGGGGAAGUGAAGAUGGACAUAUCAGCGGACUUUUCAAACCCAUUGAAAGUAGCUCAUUCUGUAUGUUAAAUACGUCUGGAUCAGUUCAUACUAUUUGAUGAGGUUUUUAAAAACACUAGGCACAAAGUAACCCCUUUUUGUGUUGAUGCAUAAGCCCCUCUGUGGGAACCUUUGCAAAACGUAUUUGCCAAAAUUGAGUGCAAUUUUUUAAACAUUUGGGUAAAUGUGUCAUGAGAUUAAACAAAGGACUUCUACUGUGUAACACCCAUGUAUAUCAGUUUGAUUUAUAUGAAACGUAUUUCAUAAUGUUGUGAGACCACAUAACUGUUGACUAUACUUUAAAAAACACACAUAUGACUUCUGCAAUUUGCAGAUUGUGUAAAUAAACAUUUCAUUGAGAUAUUUCUAAAAAUCCUCUGUUGAUCAUAGAAACUCAAACAUUGUCAGAUCAAUUUUCAUCUAGUACUGUUUAAAUCAAAACUCAUUGUCAAACUUUUAUACUGUUUUUUAUUUCAAACUAUGUAAUAAAACUGACUUUAAUUCUCGUUCAUGGUGUUUUCUUCCAUCAUUCAUCAUUUUCUUGCAAACUUGUGCACAAGUCAUUAAAGAAAGAACUUUUAUAUAUGAAGGGUUCCCUGUUUGGUUUUAUUCGAGGUUUAAUUCGAGAUCAUUUACAGUAUUAAAAUUUAAAAGGUUACAGUAUUAAAGUUUUAAUGUUAUGAGACCACAUAACUGUUGACAAUACUUAAAAAAAAAUUUGACUUCUGCCAUUUGCAGAUUGUGUAAAUAAACAUUUCAUUGAAAUAUAUUCAAAAAAAUCAUCUGUUAAUCUAUAGAAUAUCAAACAUUGUCAGAUCAAAUUUUUACCUUAUACAAUUUAAAUCAAAACUCAUUGUCAAACUUUUAUACUGUUUUUUUUUAUUUCAAAUUAUGUAAUAAAACUGACUUAAAUUCUCAA
Messenger RNA from Xyrichtys novacula (pearly razorfish), 11234 nucleotides. The record is from the annotation of a GenBank genome assembly. NCBI's taxonomy places the organism in Eukaryota, Metazoa, Chordata, Actinopteri, Labriformes, Labridae.